Messenger RNA from Anopheles merus, 2370 nucleotides. RefSeq lists its product as uncharacterized. The transcript is spliced from 4 exons. NCBI's taxonomy places the organism in Eukaryota, Metazoa, Arthropoda, Insecta, Diptera, Culicidae. The record is from RefSeq and is a predicted model, not a curated record. Bases 1 to 2370 code for a protein of 789 amino acids.
AUGGCAGAACUACAGCAAGCAAUCCUUUUGAUGACGGAACUCCUGCAGAAGCUAGCACAGCCGAACAAUACGGAGCAAACUCUCGAAUCCUUGGCAACCAACAUCAGUGAAUUUUCGUUCGACCCGGAAAAUGGAAUCACUUUCGAAAAGUGGUACAGCCGGUAUACGGAUCUUUUCGAAUCGGAUGCCAAGAAUUUAGACGAUUCCGCCAAGGUACGCCUGCUGUUAAGGAAGUUGGACACACCAUCCCACGUCAGGUACGUCAACUUCAUCUUGCCGAAGCUUCCCAAAGACGUCGAUUUUGCUGGCAACGUCAAGAUACUAUCGCAAAUGUUCGGCACACACACCUCCAUUUUUAACAAGCGGUACCAGUGCCUCCAGCUAGUAAAAUCUGAAGCAGAGGACAUCAUUAGCUACGCAGGGAAGGUGAAUCGUUCAUGCGAAGAUUUCGACUUCAAAAAUAUGAACAUCGAUCAGUUCAAGUGCUUGGUGUUUGUGAGUGGCCUUAAGGGUCAUGCCUACGCCGACACGCGUCCAAGGCUUCUUUCCCGGAUUGAAUGUGAAACAGCAGAAACUCCCGUGAAUCUUCAGACCUUGAUUAACGAAUAUCAACGACUCGUUAAUCUCAAGGAGGACACAUCGAUGAUUGAGCGCCAGUCAAGCUCGAAACAAGCGGUUCACGCUGUCCAGGAGAAGGGAAGGUUUCAUCAUCCACACACUUCAAAAACGGAAGGUAACCUUUCAAUCAUCAAACCGACGAUCCAAGCAAUCAACGCGUCGGGCAAACCACUUCAUCUGAUGGGUGAGUUCCAGUGCGACGUCAGCAUCAACGGAAAAACUGCUCGAGGCAGAUGUUUCGUCACGACGACUGCCAACCUCAACCUUCUCGGCAUCGACUGGAUUGACCUGUUCAAGCUGUGCGCCCAGUUCCUUUCAACACCAUUCCAUUGGUCGAUGCUGAACUCACACGAUUACAAUCUAUGGUUCGAGGAUCCUGUCGAUUUCUCCGAAUGGGCUGCUCCCAUCGUGGCAGUGCGCAAACCUAACGGUCGAGUGCGUAUAUGUGCAGACUACUCGACGGGGCUAAACGAGGCGUUGGAACCAAAUCACUAUCCGCUUCCGACGCCGGAGGAAAUUUUCGCCCAACUCAACGGCAGCACCGUUUUCAGCAUCGUCGAUCUUUCCGAUGCGUAUCUGCAGCUUGAGGUGGAUGACGACUCCAAGAAGCUGCUCACAAUCAACACGCAUCGAGGAUUGUUCCGGUUCAAUCGUCUGGCUCCCGGAGUGAAAUCUGCGCCGGGCGUAUUUCAACGUGUGGUGGAUGGAAUGAUAGCAGACAUACCUGGUGUCCGCUCUUUCAUCGAUGAUGUCAUCGUGUUUGGAAAGGACAUCAGCUCACACGCAACGUCACUCAACCUACUCUUCCAGCGGCUCAAAGAGUAUGGUUUCCACGUGAAGGCUGAGAAGUGUCAUUUCUUUCAAUCACAACUCGGCUAUUUGGGGCACAUUGUGGACAAACAAGGCAUUCGUCCAGACCCCGAGAAAGUGAAGGCUAUUGCUGCACUUCCACCGCCAACCAACGUUCCCGAGCUUCGAUCGUACCUGGGUGCGGUCAACUUCUACGGUAGGUUCGUGCGCAACAUUCACGAAUUGCGGCAUCCAAUGGACCAGCUGUUGAAGAAGGACGUGAAAUGGCAGUGGACCCCGGCAUGCCAACAGGCUUUCGACCAGUUCAAAAGGACGCUUCAAUCAAACCUGCUGCUAAUGCAUUACGACCCUAAGCUUCCAAUCAUCGUGGCUGCGGAUGCAUCAAGCACAGGCAUCGGGGCAGUCAUCUUUCACCAGUUCCCUGAUGGCAGCAUGAAGGCAGUACAACACGCUUCGAGGACGCUCGCACCCGCGGAGCUUAAUUAUGGACAACCAGAGAAGGAAGCGCUUGCGUUGGUCUAUGCAGUGACCAAAUUCCACAAGUAUCUGUUGGGACGCCAUUUCACACUGCUGACUGACCACAAGCCACUACUUUCCAUCUUCGGUUCUAUGAAGGGGAUUCCCCUACACACUGCGAACCGACUACAACGGUGGGCUCUCACGAUGCUGAAUUACGACUUCGAGAUUCAGCAUGUAUCCACCAACGAAUUCGGAUGUGCAGAUCUGUUGUCCCGACUGAUCGACCAGACCAUCCAACCCGAAGAAGAAUACGUUAUCGCUGCGCUGAGCAUUGAGGAAGAUUUGCAUUGCAAAAGGCUACAACAACCGACGCCACACUCCAAUCUGUUGCUCAACACAUACGCGACGGAUGGCCCAGCUGCUCCAAGAACCUUUCCGCUGCAGUUCAACCGUAUUUUCUACGACGGGAAUCGCUCAGCAUGA